Penaeus indicus is the source of this 962-nucleotide messenger RNA. RefSeq lists its product as uncharacterized. The transcript is spliced from 3 exons. NCBI's taxonomy places the organism in Eukaryota, Metazoa, Arthropoda, Malacostraca, Decapoda, Penaeidae. Bases 1 to 822 code for a protein of 273 amino acids. The record is from RefSeq and is a predicted model, not a curated record.
AUGUGCAACAUGAGAAGAGAACCGUACCUGCGACUGGCACCCAUCACAUCCUCCCCCCGUGAUCUAGACAAUAAAAGAAGCAACAGAGGUCGUAUUAUUUCACACUCCUUUCACACUCCCUCGAGAACUCAUCCGGUCAGGCUCAAGAUGCGCCCCGACAGACUCGUGGUGGCGCUGCUGGCGGUGUCCUGGGCAACAGGCGCCCACGCCAUGUUCGCCGCUACCGCCGCUGCCCUCGCGUUGGGCGGACUCGCAGCUCUUAAGGGCGCUGCUCUGGUCGGAAUCGCCGCCAGCCUCGGCCAAGGGCGACUCCUCGAGCGCUCGUACGCAGACGCUAACGCUUACGGUAGCGCGAUGUACGGCCUCAGCGACGACAGCUCGUUCAGGAGAUACUCGUCUUACCCGACUUACAGAUACGUUGCGUCCAGGCAGUACAGUUACCCGUACGCUGCCCGGCGCCGCCUUGGCCGCUCCGUGGAAGCAGAUACUACUGGCGAAGGCGAAAGGCUGUUGCUGUUCGCUGCAGGGCAUUUGGAUAUUAACGGCUGCAUUUUCAAACUGUUGUGUCACCUACAGGUGAAGGAGGAGUCGCAACGCACUCCUGACGAACACCUUCUUGUCUCUAUCUUCAGCUCCGAGUUGUUCUCCUCCUUCGGCACCGUCUUCGCCCGCGCCCUCGACGUUGGAAGGAAGGCUCAAGAUUCCUCCGAAUGCACGAGGACUUUUCCCAAUUGUCCUCUCGCGGAGACUGAUCUGGCCGACCUCCUGCAGCAGGCGUGGGGCUGUGGGCCCACGUCACAGUCCGUCACGUCAUUUGUCUAAUGCCUUAUGACGUGUCUUUCGUUGUCAUUGUCAUUUAUCUUUGUGGGAUUAUUCUUAUUCGCAUAUAGUUUGUUACAUACUUGGUUGUGUUAUUUGUUGAAACGUGAUUUUUGUUAUGGAGGGUCUCUUGUUGAUCUGUU